Molecule: messenger RNA, 1320 nt
Organism: Saxophila tyrrhenica
Lineage: Eukaryota; Fungi; Ascomycota; Dothideomycetes; Mycosphaerellales; Extremaceae
Exons: 1
Coding region: 1-1320 (439 amino acids)
Cellular component (GO): nucleolus
Source: RefSeq, a predicted model, not a curated record
AUGGACGCAUCGGCGUACUUGCGGAAGCAAGGCUGGCGAGGUGAAGGCCACUCACUCGAUCACACCGACCGCGGGAUCAAAAGACCGCUGCUCGUCAGCAAAAAGGUCGACGUGCUUGGAGUCGGACUGAACAAGCACACUUCUGUCUCCGAUCAGUGGUGGCUGCGCGCUUUCGACCAAGGACUGAAAAAUUUGGGCAGUGGUCAAGAGAUAUCGCUUGCGCAGAUUCAGAAGCACGGCGUCUAUCGAGGGGGUCUAUAUGCGAAUUUUGUGAAGGGCGAAAAGCUUGAGGGCAGCAUUGGGAACAGCCUUCUUCCAACGCCGGACACAACUUCUGAGACAGAUACAGAGUCAAGCUCGGAGCAGGAGAGUACGAGCGAAAUGGCAGCCUCCUCCAUCCCACCGGAGGGUGAGUCUCGUAAGCGAAAAGCUCUCCACGAGCCUGACGAGAAGGCAACGAAAAUGGCGAGGGUGCCUGGCAAGAAACGCACACGGGAUGAGAAUGGGAAGUUGAUCAAGGAGCGCCCGAAGGAGGUGCGAGCUCGUCGCAAGCAGGAGAGAUCGCAGAAGCUCCGAGAGAAGAUGGCAAGCAUGCCACCGAAGGAGGUCGACCCAGCGCAGGCCGAGGCGAAACGAAUACGUGAGAGUGUUGACCGGCGGGCUGCGACGCUCGUUCGCGAAGCACAGCGUCGAGGUAUUAUUCCCCAGGGCCCGCAGGCCCCGCACAGAGGUCGUGGGGAUCCAGGCAUGACAGGAGCGAACGCCACGCCAAUGUCCGGCAAUCUCGACGCAGACCUGCAAGAAGUGGUCGAACGGGCUGGACUGCAGGACGGGUACAAGCCUCCUAAAAAGGGCGGAGGAUCAGAGAAGACGAAGAAACUCGACCGUCUGAAGGUCACCCGCGAGCUCAAGCGGGCAGCGAAAGCGUACAUCAUGAGUCAAGAGACGCCACAAGCACAUGAAGCCCUGGCGGCCCAGAAAGAGCGGGAGAAGGAGAAGAGGAGAGAAAGGAGGCUCAAAGAAGAGCAAAAGAAGGCGGCGGUGGAGCAGGUCGAGGCAGAGAAGAAGGCUGUGAAGGCCGCACGGAAAGCGCGUCACAAGGAAAGGAGGGAUGCGAGCAGAGCGGCCCGUGAUGCGGUGACGAUUGCGGAGUACCAAGAGGCUCUCGCUAAUGGCGAAAAGGUCAAGGCUAGGAUUGUAUUUCAGAACAUCCCUCCGAAGAAGCUCGAACGGUACCGAGAGCGAGCGAGCGAGAAGGGCAUGGAUUUGGAGCAGUACAUUCUGAGACGAGAAGAGAAGGCCGCUGCGAAGCGAACGUAG